Messenger RNA from Dermatophagoides pteronyssinus (European house dust mite), 3339 nucleotides. RefSeq names its product calsyntenin 1 (gene Cals). The record is from RefSeq and is a predicted model, not a curated record. Gene Ontology annotation, cellular component: cell surface; extracellular region; postsynaptic membrane. Gene Ontology annotation, molecular function: calcium ion binding. Gene Ontology annotation, biological process: positive regulation of synapse assembly; positive regulation of synaptic transmission; homophilic cell-cell adhesion. Lineage: Eukaryota; Metazoa; Arthropoda; Arachnida; Sarcoptiformes; Pyroglyphidae.
CCACAAAUUUGAAUAAUCAUAAUUGUCACUAACUCUUUGACUGAUUGAUUAAUUGAUUUGUUGACGCUGGUUUCGUCGCUAAUAUCAUUCGAAUAUCAACCGAAUUGAAUGAUUUUUACGAAUUCUGUGAUUAUCAAUUAUCAUCAUCAUUCGUUAACUGUUUUAUCAUCAAGGUUUUUUUCUUUUUCGAUUGUCUUAUAUAUAAUGUAUUCGUAAAUGUCAAAUCAAAACGAUAAUAAUAAUAAUAAUCGAUCCAAAAUGAAAUUAUCUCAUCAUUAUCAUCAUAAUUAUAGCCACCAUCACCAUCAUCAUGGUGGCUAUAGAUAUUGGCUAAUGAUAAUUAAAUGCCUUGCUAUUAUUUCAUUGUUAAUAUUUGUCGAAUCUUCAUUAGCGUUUAGCAAGGUUCCAAGAUUUGAUCUCAACAAACCUGAAGAUGGUUUUCAUGCUAUCGUCAAAGAAAAUGAUCGUACAGUAAUCAUUUCACCAAGGAUUAAAGUUGUCGAUGCUGAAUUAUGUAAUAUUGAAAUUGUAAACAAACAUCAUAAUGAUAUACCAUUCGAAAUACAGAUUACCGAUCAGCUUAAUGGUGAAGCUAUCAUUAUCGCUAAACGCGAUCUUAACUGUGAGAAAAAACGUUCUUAUCAUUUUACAAUGCGAGCUGUAUCAUGUACUGGACAAUAUUCAGCCAACACUACUGUACACGUAACAGUUGAAGAUGUUAACGAAUUUGCACCGGUUUUUCGACAAGAUUCUUAUGUUGUUACAGUAAAUGAAGGACGUAUUAUUGAUCCAAUAAUACAAGUAGAAGCAAUCGAUCAUGAUUGUAGUCUAAAAUAUAGUGAAAUUUGCAAAUAUGAAAUUAUUGGCGGUGACAAACUAAACACACCAUUUACAAUUGAUUCAAAUGGAAAUAUCAAAAAUACAAGAGCAUUGUAUUAUAAAGAAUCACAUAAUCAUAUUCUUGAGAUUGUUGCUUAUGAUUGUGGAAUGAAACGAUCGAAACCUGCCAUUGUUAACAUUAAAAUUAACAAAGUAUGCACAUUAGGUUGGAAAGGUAUACCUGAACGUAUGGAAUAUAUACCAGGAUCUGGUUCAAGAGUUUUGGUUCCGGAUGCUGAAUUACAGUUGUGUGAUUUUCCAUGCGAAACUGAAAAUGUUACUGUUCGUAUGUCAUUGGCUACACAUCAUAUUGGUAAAGGUUGUGAUCGUGAUACUUAUUCAGUUGAAUCUCAAAGAAAACUUUGUGGAGCUACUGUAGAAAGUAUCGAUCUACUUCCAUCACCAACAACCGGUUCAGAAUGGAUACGUGAUUUACCUACUGACGAAGGUCGUGAAAGUGAUCAAAUUUAUGAAUUUGAUGGUACCAAUAAUGCUGUUAUUGUUCCUGAAAAUGUUUUCGAUCAUAAUUUGACUAGUAAAUUUACAAUUUCUUUUUGGAUGAAACAUGAACCACCAUUAGAUCAAUCGAAUAAACACAUUAAAGAGCACAUUAUUUGUAAUGCAGAUGAUCAUAAAAAAAAUCGCCACCACUAUUCUUUAUUUGUUCGCAAUUGUCGUUUGAUAUUAUUGCUUCGUAGAGAAUUUGAUGAAGAAAAACAUACUGUUUUCAAACCAGCUGAAUAUCGAUGGAAAUUGGCACAAGCUUGUGACAAUGAAUGGCAUCAUUUUGCAGUCAGUAUGGAUUUUCCGGAUGCAACACUUUUUGUUGAUGGUAUAAGAUUUCAUAAUAGUUCAUCUAAUCCAGAAAUUGUUGAUGAUUGGCCACUUCAUGCUGUAAAAGAUGUCAAAACAACAUUUAGUGUUGGUGCAUGUUGGGAGGGUAAAAAAUCGAAAAUGAAUUUUCAUUUUAGAGGAUUUCUUGCCGGAUUAACAUUACUAAGAGGACAGACAGAAAAUGCAGACAUUUUUAAAUGUCUUCAUCAUUGCAAAGAAGGAUUACGACAACCAAGUUCAGAUUCAAUUGAUACUGGUAUUGAUAUUCUUUCAAGUGGUGAUUCUACUUCAAUUAUGGUUACAGGAAAAGAAUCGAUCGAUGUUGAAGAUGUUGUUUCACAAAUUUCUUAUAUUAAUUCAAGAGAAUAUCCAACACCUGGUAGACGUAGCUUAAAGAUUUCCACCUGGGUGACAUGUUCUAAUGGUAAAAAGAUAAAAGUUCCACAAGUGGACACCUACGUUAUGGUAAUGCCUGCCGAUCCUCCAAUCAUUCUGAUUAAUGGAACACCUAAUUUGGCUCGUGAAUAUGAAUCAUUUAUGCAAGGAAUUGAAUUAUUUUCAUCUGUUUCCAUAUAUAUCAAUCAGGAAAAUGAAAAUGAAAAUAAUGAAUCGGAUAAUGAUAUUAAUGAAGAUAAUAAUGAUGAUGAUGAAAUGAAUAAUGUUCCACCAAGUAUAGCAAAACUUAUUGGUGAACAUAAAUUAGAUAGUUGUAGUAUUAAAGUCUAUCCACCAUUAAAUCCGGAUCAUGAAUACUUUAGACUACCGAAUCAAAUGAUGUUAAAUCUUAAUAUUCGAUAUAAAGAAACAAAAGAUGGAAUAAUUAUCUAUGGCGCGGAUUCUGUUCAUAAUUACAACCAAAUAAUUCGACAACUAAUAUAUUUUAAUCGAAAACCGGCAUAUUAUCUGAAUCGAGCAUUUAAGCUGACAUGUUCAGAAUUAAAUAGACGUUUUAGUAGUAAUGAUUAUAUACAAACAUUGACCGUAAUACAUCCAAAAAUUGAACCAAUGGAAUCUAGAUCAUCAUCAUCAUCAUCAUCAUCCGCAUCAGCAUCAGCAAGUGGUAUUGGUGUACAAACAUUUGCAGCACAUUCUCAUAUCAAUGAACAUAAGGUCGAAUUAAAAGAACCACUUAUCAAAAGUACAGCUCAUUUUUUCGAUAAUAGCAUCACAGUUGAUCCUAAUGAUAGUUUUGUUCGAGCAACACCAAGUCACGCAGUCACCAUUAUAAUUGUAGUUUGUGUAGGAUUUCUUGUUUUUAUGAUUGUUUUGGGCGUCAUACGGAUUCGAUCGGCUCAUCAUCGUAAUAAUGAUUCAACAACCGAAGAUCAAGAAAUGGCAUGGGACGAUAAUUCAUUGAAUAUUACUGUUAAUCCUCUUGAUCAAAUUGAACAAGAAAAUGAAAAUCCACAAUUAAACGAUGAUGAUGAUGAUAGCGAUAGUUCGGAUGAUGCAAGCAGUUAUCAUGAAGAUUGUGAAACAAGUGAAGAAGAAGUGGACAAAACUAAUAAAAACCGUUCAGAAUUAGAAUGGGAUGAUGCUAAUUUCUAGUUUUUUUCAACAACAGAAAAAAAAUCAAAUUUUCAACAACCAUCGAGCAUAAACAGCCUCUCUUCAUUUUUAACACAU